AUGGAAACUCUUCUGGUUUCAGUAAGUUGUAAUAAAUAUUACUGUCAGUUAAUAUAUAUAAUUUUUUAGAAUAAUGCUAUGGAAAUCGAUGCUCUCAAUCGAGCUAUAAUAUAUAUACUUCGGCAAACGUAAGACAACUUUUAUAAUUAAUUUCUAGCCUAAUUUAAAAUAAGUUUGAUUUCUCAAUACAACUCAUAAACUUGAUAUUUUUCGAAUUUAGAAGAGAUUGUAUGCGCAGACCUAUCCGAAUAUCAGUUUACGAUAUAUUAUUGCAUGGAAUUGGAGAUAUUCAUAUUGUUUUGACGAAUUCUCAAGGUAAGCAUAAACUACUCUUUUUCUGAGUUUUAAUAAGUUUUUUUUGCAGUGCGCGGGAAUCUUGACGAACGUCUUCGCACACCAGUUGUAACUCAUGUAUGUUUCUUUUUUCCACAUUUUUUUCGAGUCUCGAAUCAAGAUUAUUUAGAACUCUUCAUGGAACUCGCUUUAUGUCAAACUCCAAAAUCUAACCACUUGUGCCUGUAUUCUUGCUGAUUCAAUUCAUUCGGGUAUUUUUAUUAUCAUCAUUUUUUACAUAGAUAAAAAUUUUACAGACCCUGAAGCGACAUCUGCUGAAUUGACUGCAUCGGAUCGAAUAAAAUUCGCCCAGCGAAUAAUGUUUUCAAAAAUUUCACUCGCGAGAGAAUUAAUGGAUUUUUGUUACUGA
Molecule: messenger RNA, 703 nt
Organism: Caenorhabditis angaria
Lineage: Eukaryota; Metazoa; Nematoda; Chromadorea; Rhabditida; Rhabditidae
Source: the annotation of a GenBank genome assembly